UUGAAAUUGAUAGAUAGACUUGUGUAUUGAACGUUGGGAAUGUGAGGAAUUGAUAUAAUAAAUGGAUGAAAUUGGUGUCUGACUGAACCAAUCAAAUCAAAUGGUUCCACUUCUCCAUGAAGGCUUAUAUUAGAUGACAUCAUGUUUGUUUGCCCAAACUCUCUGGAAUUAUAGAUAUAGACAGAUUCGUAGACUUGUUGAAAUAAGAUCAUUAUAGAAUUCUCACUAAAAGAAUGGCUUCAUUGGGGACAUUGUUUGAGUAGUGAAUGAAUACGUUUUAUACAUUUGGCGAGGGUGUCAAAAAUUAAAAGGUAAAAAUAGUUAACAAAAGUAUUGGACGAGCACAUAUAGCUAUGCUUAAGCUGCCAUCUGUGACAGCGGCAUGCUGGUUCCUUUUGCCCUGGACUUCUGUUCGUCUCUAUUAAUGCCACCUCUUACAUAAAAUCAGCAGAGUUGAACACGUGUCUGGUGGAACCAACGUGUCAUUAACCUCCCUUCCAAGUUCCCACGACGACCGUUUUAGCCCCUCUCCUCGACCUGCUACAGUUACAUUCCUCCAUCUUCCCAGAUUGUUUGAGUAUCCUGUACCUUGUGAAAGCAAAUGAGCCAAGAACAGCCUCGCCGUCAAGAAACUCAACAUCCUAUCAAGUACGGGGAUGUUUUCAAUGUUACUGGAGACCUUGCAUCUAAGGUUAUACCGCCUGUGGACGCUGAUAUGAUGCAAACCGCCGAGACCAUGGUGUUCGGUCGAACCCAGAAGGGUGGCCCUGCCGCAACCAUGCAGUCUGCCGCCACCACGAAUGAGCGUUCUGGCUUCGUCGGCCACAAGGAUGUAAGUGAUGCUGCCAGAGACCAAGGAGUUGCCGUUAAAGAGACAGAUAUCCCAGGAAGCCGCAUCAUCACUGAAACAGUUGCCGGACAGAUCGUUGGGCAGUUUGUGGAGCCUACCUCGUUUUUUGGAGCUGCGGCUGUAGUGCAGAACGCGGUCACCAUAGGACAAGCUCUUGAAGCAAUCGCCCACACGGCAGGUGACAAACCUGUUGACCAGAGCGAUGCUGCUGCCAUUCAAGCGGCAGAGGUGAGGGCAACAGGGAGCAACGUCGUGAUACCGGGUGGACUCGCGGCCAGCGCUCAGUCUGCUGCUUCUUUUAAUGCUGGGGUUAGCAAGGACGAAGAUAAGAUUAAACUGAAUGACAUCCUCAUGGAUGCAGCAAUGAGGCUACCAGCAGAUAAAGUGGUGACGAAGCAGGAUGCUGAAGGGGUGAUGAGUGCAGAGCUGAGGAACAACCCAAGGCUGGCUGCCUAUCCUGGUGGUGUGGCGGAGUCCAUAACAGAAGCCGCCAGGCUCAAUGAGAACGUUAAUAAUGCACGAUCUUGUGGUGAGAGUGAUGACUGACGGGGUUGUAUCGUUUCGAUUGUAUAGUACAGUUUUGAGCUUUGUUUGUUAACUGUGAUCCAACUUUACAAAAAAAGAUGGCAUCAAACACAUUUCAAUAAAGAUCCCAUGUUAGCCAAAUAAA
Cucumis melo (muskmelon) is the source of this 1520-nucleotide messenger RNA. Its product is annotated as late embryogenesis abundant protein D-34-like. NCBI's taxonomy places the organism in Eukaryota, Viridiplantae, Streptophyta, Magnoliopsida, Cucurbitales, Cucurbitaceae. Bases 602 to 1396 code for a protein of 264 amino acids. The transcript is spliced from 3 exons. The record is from RefSeq and is a predicted model, not a curated record.